Molecule: messenger RNA, 2513 nt
Organism: Acinonyx jubatus (cheetah)
Lineage: Eukaryota; Metazoa; Chordata; Mammalia; Carnivora; Felidae
Gene: CHKA
Product: choline kinase alpha
Exons: 11
Coding region: 229-1713 (494 amino acids)
Biological process (GO): CDP-choline pathway; phosphatidylethanolamine biosynthetic process
Cellular component (GO): cytoplasm
Molecular function (GO): ethanolamine kinase activity; choline kinase activity
Source: RefSeq, a predicted model, not a curated record
GCCGCCGCCGCCGCCGUCCGCCGCUCGCCCGCUCGCUCGCUCCCUCCGCGCCGCCGCCCCGCGCCCGCCCGGCGCGCCCCCAACCGCCGCUCCCGUCCCCGGCCGGCCGGUCAGCGAGCCGGCGAGCGGCCUCCGCGCCCGGCCUCCGUGAGGGGGGCGCCCGGCCGGACCCUGAGCCUCGCUCUCUCGCGCUGCGGCCGUCCGCGCCUCCUCGGCCGCCUGCCCGGCAUGAAGACCAAGUUCUGCAACGGGGGCGAGGCGGAGCCCUCGCCGCUCGGGCUGCUCCUGAGCUGCGGCGGCGGCGGCGGCGGCAGCGCGGCCCCGGCGCCCGGCGUGGGGCAGCAGCGCGACGCCGCCAGCGACCUCGAGCCCAGGCAGCUGGGCGGCCCGCAGCCGCCGCUCGCGCUGCCGCCGCCGCCGCCGCCGCCGCUGCCGCUGCCUCCGCCGCCGCCGCCGCCGGCCGACGAGCAGCCCGAGCCUCGGACGCGGCGCAGGGCCUAUCUGUGGUGCAAGGAGUUCCUGCCCGGCGCCUGGCGGGGCCUUCGCGAGGACCAGUUCCACAUCAGUGUCAUCAGAGGUGGCCUCAGUAACAUGCUGUUCCAGUGCUCCUUACCUGACACCGUGGCCACCAUUGGUGACGAGCCUCGGAAAGUGCUCCUGCGGCUGUACGGGGCGAUUUUAAAGAUGAGGUCCUGUAAUAAAGAGGGAUCCGAACAAGCUCAGAAAGAAAAUGAAUUUCAAGGGGCCGAGGCCAUGGUUCUGGAGAGCGUUAUGUUUGCCAUUCUCGCAGAGAGGUCGCUGGGACCCAAGCUCUACGGCAUCUUCCCCCAAGGCCGCCUGGAACAGUUUAUCCCGAGCCGGCGAUUAGACACUGAAGAAUUAAGUUUGCCAGAUAUUUCUGCAGAAAUAGCUGAGAAAAUGGCCACGUUUCAUGGUAUGAAAAUGCCAUUCAAUAAGGAACCAAAAUGGCUUUUUGGAACAAUGGAAAAGUAUCUGAAUCAAGUCCUGAGGGUCAAGUUUGCCGGGGAGCCCAGAGUGAAGCAGCUCCACAGACUCCUCCGCCACAACCUGCCUUUGGAACUGGAGAACCUGAGGUCGCUGCUGGAAUCCACCCCUUCUCCAGUUGUGUUUUGUCAUAACGACUGUCAGGAAGGUAACAUCUUAAUGCUGGAAGGCAGAGAGAAUUCUGAAAAGCAGAAACUGAUGCUCAUCGACUUCGAAUACAGCAGUUAUAAUUACAGGGGAUUUGACAUUGGGAAUCAUUUCUGCGAGUGGAUGUAUGACUAUAACUAUGAAAAGUACCCUUUCUUCAGAGCCAACAUCCUGAAGUACCCCACCAAGAAACAGCAGCUCCACUUUAUUUCCAAUUACUUGGCCGCAUUCCAAAAUGAAUUUGAAAACCUCAGUAAUGAAGAAAAGUGCAUUAUAGAAGAAGAGAUGUUGCUUGAAGUCAAUAGGACUAUGCCCAGGCAAGGUUCGAUGCCUAUUUCGACCAGAAGAGGAAGCUUGGGGUGUGAGUGUGGGAGGCGCCAGCGGCUUCAUCCCUGGACCGUGCAGGGGCGGCCAAGCCAGAGGGGCCCUCGGUGCUCUGACUGCCGUACCUGCGGCACGAAGGCUCGGAUGUCUCGCUGCCCAACACAGAUGUGUAUGAUACGAAAGACUGUAUUAAAACUGAGUAACAUUUAUUUCAUAUCUUGUUUACGAUUUCACUAGGACUCUGCGAUGAGAUCGGGAAGCAGAAAUAUAGUACAAUAGUGCAAUAUCUCAGAAUCCUUCUAAUCUAGGCAAGGCAUCUUGUGUCCGGGGCCUGAAGUUUUCAGUCAGAUAUGGCAGACAGCAAGAGUGAACCGUGUUCCUGCGGGUACUUUUUUUGGUUAACGUUGGUUUUUUCAAGGAUGUGAAUGAACGGCUGUGAGCACGGCAGCCAGGCUCUCUGGGGUGGCGAACGAUGUGUGUAGACGCCGCUCGCUCCCGAGGGUGGCCCGUCAGCCGGGCCAGACUGUGACGUCGCUCUGCGGCCCGGCCGCGAGUCUCCGAAGCUGCUGCUCCACCUUCUGGUCCAUGUAGCGGAUGCACGAGACCGCAGACGGCUCGGGAGGGGGGUGAGCCGUUGUCUGCGUCCCGUGACCGUAGCCCCCGGGGACCUGUCAGGCCGGCGCGUCGCCCCCUAACCGGGCGCUUCCCCCGCCCUGCUCUCCUCCGUAACUGAAUGUGCUUCUCUAACCCCGGCUUCGGGGCGGGCAGGCAGCUGUGGCCCACACAGAGCCCACGGCCGGCCGAGGAGCAGUGUGGGGUCCUGGGGACACACACGCCUCCCGGCUGCCUUCCCCGUGGAAAGCGGGGUUGGCCCGAACGUCUGCAGCUUUUCUCUUCCUCCUCUGCCUCUGCUCGGGGAUCCUGUGCCCGGGCUGGCUGCCCUGGCAUCGUCCUGCCCGGGGGCUCCCUCUGCUGGGGGCCGUGGGGCGCCGGAGGCCCGGCUUUGGCCCUCGUCCAGGUGCCCCUGCCCUCGCUGU